This is a messenger RNA of Chinchilla lanigera (long-tailed chinchilla), 870 nucleotides long. RefSeq lists its product as uncharacterized. The coding region runs from base 112 to 870 and encodes 252 amino acids. The record is from RefSeq and is a predicted model, not a curated record. The transcript is spliced from 5 exons. NCBI's taxonomy places the organism in Eukaryota, Metazoa, Chordata, Mammalia, Rodentia, Chinchillidae.
CAUCCUGCCUCAGCCUCCCAAGUUGCUGGGAUUACAGAGUCCCGGCACAGACCCGGCACCAAAGGAGCAGGGCAGAGCUGGGACUAGAACCAGGACUUCCUGGGCGCCUGGAUGUCACUCCGCCGGACCGCAGCCAGGGAGACGAGCCUGCUGGGCGUCACGGCGUGCAGAGUCCCAUCUGUCUCCUUAGCAGCCCACGUGGGAGCAUUCCCCUUGGUCUUCAGGUUCUGCGGCUGCCUCCGCCGUCGAUUCCGCAGGUGGCCACUGGGUGGCGCGGCCGCCCGCGCGUGCUGGCUCCGCAGUAGCUCCUCCGGGCCGCUCAUCACACCUUCAGUCCGCCCGGACCCCAGCUCGCAGCCGGACUUCUGGAGGCGCCUUUCGGGAGCCUGGGCAGAGGCUCCUGGGGCUGGGGGACCAGAAGGACCUGGGCCAGGAGCUGGGUCGCUUGGAGAGGGGCCGCGCCUUUGGGGGGUACAAUGGGCUGGACGAUUGCCAUGGGACAGCAGAGGAGAAAAGGGUCUUUACGCUCCGACAAGUGAGUUGGGGAGGGGAUCUUCCUUAUGUACAGACACACAGCGCUUUCUGGGCACCAGGAACUUUACAAAGGUUGACCAGUUUAAUCCUCUGGACAACUCCGCAGACCCCAAUUUACAGCCGAGGACGCUGAGGAACAGGCUCCUUGUGAGGUGUGUCCUCCUGAAGCUCCUGUGUUCCCUGACACCUCAGCUGCUGCCAGUAGUCCCCAGCCUGACGCUGCACACUGCCGCCCACGGGAUGCAGCUCCCUCGCAUCCGUGCUUCCCUUCUUGUUCGAAGCUACUUCUGUCUGCAGGGGAGCAUCCCUGAGGCGAGGGGCCCGGAAGCCUUGUGA